AUGUCUUUCACCAAAAAUGGAGUGUAUACUGUCAGAAAUAUCGGCAAAGACCUCAUGCUCGAUCUGAAGGACGACAGCACCGUUGAAGGCAACUCGAUCCAAGGCUACACCAAAAAUGGCACCGAGGCUCAAAUGUGGAUGAUCAAGAAACAAACCGAGCCAAAGAACUCCGACAACACUUUCACCAUUCAGACCUACAACAAGGGCUACAAUGGCAAUGGAUUCUUCACCACUGUCAAGGAGGGUGUGAAUGAACCAGUCGUUUAUGACAGGUCCGCGUUUCUCGUCGAACUUGUUCAAGGCGUGAAUGAGACUUAUAGGAUUAGUUUCACUCUCGGGAACCCAGACCUGGUGCUAUCCCUUCCGGACGAUGACAACUUAGUGAAACUGGCGAAUUUCAACUCAGCGGAUGCCUACCAGCAGUGGGUACUCACCCCUGUCAACUAGGCACCGCCUUGCAGAGGCGUUCAAGGCUGAGCUAUCGAAAGUGUUACCGCAUAUAUGUACUGCGUCUUAUCAUGUCUGCUUCCGUCGUGUGUGUGUACGUUAUCGAUGAAUAGGAUUGUUUUGGUCUGGCUCUCUUAG
This is a messenger RNA of Suillus subaureus, 585 nucleotides long. RefSeq lists its product as uncharacterized. Lineage: Eukaryota; Fungi; Basidiomycota; Agaricomycetes; Boletales; Suillaceae. The record is from RefSeq and is a predicted model, not a curated record. Bases 1 to 447 code for a protein of 148 amino acids. The transcript has 5 exons.